This is a messenger RNA of Nicotiana tabacum (common tobacco), 858 nucleotides long. Lineage: Eukaryota; Viridiplantae; Streptophyta; Magnoliopsida; Solanales; Solanaceae. The record is from RefSeq and is a predicted model, not a curated record.
AUGAUCAAUGGAGAAUCAACAAAUCCUUUUAAAGCUGCAAGGGGAAUGAGGCAAGAGGAUCCCAUAUUCCCUUUCCUAUUUGCUAUAGCUAUGGAAUAUCUCAGUAGAUGCCUAGUUGGACUGAAAUUUGACAAAGAUUUCAAACAUCAUCCCAAGUGCGUAAGACUGAAUGUAACAUAUUUAUGCUUUACAGGUGAUUUACUUCUCUUUGCUAAAGGGCUACAAGCAAACUUGAGAAAAAGUUCAGUCUAUUUUAGAGGGGUGACUCAAUGUGAGAAAGAUAGUAUCUUGCAACGUCUUGGAUAUACCAAUGGAGAACUACCAUUCGAGUACCUAUGGAUACCAUUAUCAACAAAGAAGUUGACCCUUAUGCAAUGUCAACCUUUAGUUGAGAAGAUUGUUACUAGAAUCUCAUCGUGGGCUACUAAAAAGCUAUCUUAUGCAGGAAGAUGUCAAUUGGUUCAAUCAGUACUGUUUGGCAUUCAAGCAUACUGGACACAACUCUUUUUUCUGCCUACUAAAGUUGCCAAACUAAUUGAGGGUUAUUGUAGAAGUUAUUUAUGGUCAGGCACAUAUACAAUUACCAAGAAGGCUUUAGUUGCAUGGAGUAGAGUAUGUACUCCAAAACAAUGUGAAUUUGCACAAAGAGUGUGGUCCAAGUUGAUGAUGUGGGCACAAAGGCAAGAUCAGACUGCUACUAGAUGGGAUCAGUACAUUCACAAUAUCAUUGCUAGAGCUAAAGGCAAGUCACAAGCUGCACAGAUUUUUAAACUUUUAUAUGCUGAAUUUGUACAUGGCAUAUGGAUAGAAAGGAAUCUUAGAGUUUUUGAGAAACAAAACAAAGUUGGGAGAGCAUAG